AUGCAGACUAUGUUCUUGACUCAGUUCCAAGCAACCGUCAAGUACGCUCCACCAGUCACCACUUUGGCGAAUAUCAAACAGAAGGAAGGAGAGACUCUCCAUGCUUACUUCAAACGUUUCAAUGUAGAGUCAUCCAAUGUUCGGGGAGCAACUGAUGAGACACUGAAAAGCUUCUUGGUGGCUGGGCUUCGGGUAGGAACCGACUUUUGGAAGCACUUGCAAGGCAAUGAUCCCAAGUCUCUGGCAGAUCUGUAUGCAAGGGCUGAGGCAUUCAAGAAUGUUGAACAGUCACUGGCUGAGAGUCGAAAGAAUGAGAGAAGCCCUGGUAAGGCUCGACAAAAGAGAAGGGACCGGUCCCCAAGUCCAGAACAAAGGGGGAGGCGACGAAGUCCCAACCGGGUCAACACCAUGUAUAGAAGGAACUAUACACCUCCUCGAGAUCACGAAGAAAGGGGAAAUCGCUGGACACCGCUUGCCGCGCCCAUUGAUCACAUCUUCGAAGUUAAUCGUGACAAGGGACUCUUCCGCAGGCCAGCUCCACUAAAUUCUUGGCAAGCCAAGAAUAAGGACAAGUACUGUGAGUACCACGAAUCAACCGGGCAUGAUACUCAUGAAUGCAGACAACUAAAAGAAGAGAUCGAAUCGUUAAUCAAGGAAGGUCAACUUAAUGAGUGGAUAGUUCGUGAAGCCCGGUCCCGACGGGACAUUCGAGCCAAGGACAAAAGGGGACUUGGCUAUACUGGCGAUCAAGAAAGGGGGAAGCAAGAGGACAUCCAGUUCGUUAAGGAGGGGAGCAUUCAUGUCAUCUUUGGAGGACCACAUUUGGCCGGUGAGGGGACCAGGGCUAUGGAGAGAUAUGCGAAGAAAGCGAAAGGUAGGCCCCUUACCAAUAUACAUAAUUUGUCAUCUAGACCGCCUAAGAUCUUUAGAGGUGAAGCUAUUGACAUUACCUUUUCAGAAGAAGAUGCCAGAUGGGUUCACCACCCGCACAAUGAUGCCCUAGUGAUCGCCCUUCGCAUUGGUCCAAUGAAUGUUCACCGUGUGCUGGUUGAUAACGGUAGCUCUGUUAACAUUAUCUACUACAGUACCUACCAGAAGCUAGGACUCCCAGACAAGGAUAUGAAGGUGGAAGAGGUGUAUAUAUAUGGGUUCGGGGGAGAAGCGGUAAAAGUGAAAGGAACAAUACGGCUCCCAGUGACCCUAGGAGAGGGAACAUGUUCAGUCACUCAGGUCAUGGAUUUUAUGAUUGUAGAUCAUGACUCAUCACAUAAUGCCAUCAUUGGGCGACCGCUACUAAAGGAGAUGAGGGUGGUCACAUCAAUUUACCACUUGUCUAUGAAAUUCCCAACGCCUGGCGGAGUUGGAAUUGUGAGGGGAUGCCAAUACGACUCUAAAGAAUGCUACCUGCAGUCUUUUAAAGGUUUCAAGAAGAGUAGGUCCCUGAAAGAGCCCAUUGGUGCCAGCACAGGUGAGGAGGUCAAUAUGACUUACUACGUCCAGUUUCCUGAUGAAGAAGAUAAUCUCAAGCGAUCAAAAGGGAAAGAAGCAAUGGAAGUAGAUUCGGAUGCGGAGCUUAAGCCUUGCUCUAUAUGGGAAAAAGGGGAGACAUCCGGAACCAAAGAGGAGUCCGAUCUAGACCCAAGGCUGCCCCUGGAGUCAACCAAGACCGGUCCAGCUGAAGAUACCGUUGAAAUCCAGGUUGGGGAAGCCAAAGAGGCCAAAAUAUUAAAGAUAGGAUCUAAGCUGAAAGGAGAGUUGAAGGCAAGCCUUAUCCAUUUCUUAAGAAGCAACUUGGAUGUUUUUGCUUGGUGUCAUGCCGAUAUGGUAGGGAUCGACCCAGAAAGAAGGCCUGUUAGUGGAGAAAGGGCCCAAGCACUAAAGGAAGAGGUUGACCGGUUGUUGGGUGCUAAGCUGAUCAAGGAAUCAUUCUACCCUACAUGGCUGGCUAACCCGGUCCUUGUCAACAAACCUAAUGGGAAGUGGAGAACCUGUGUUGAUUUCACUGAUCUAAACAAGGCAUGCCCAAAGGAUAGUUUCCCUCUUCCAAGGAUAGAGCAGUUGGUAGAUGCCACUGCUGGACAUGCCUUGCUGAGUUUCAUGGAUGCCUAUUCAGGAUACAAUCAGAUCCCCAUGCAUGAGCCAGAUCAGGAACAUACUUCAUUUAUAACAGACAGAGAGUUGUAUUGUUAUAUAGGAAUGCCAUUCGGGCUAAUCAAUGCUGGCGCAACUUACCAACGCCUUGUGAAUAUGAUGUUUAAAGACCAGAUUGGUAAGACUAUGGAGGUUUAUGUAGAUGACAUGCUGGUCAAGUCCAAGGAGGCGCAAGAUCACAUUCAGCACUUGGCUAAAAUGUUUGACAUACUUAGGAAGUAUCGAAUGAAGCUGAAUCCCCAGAAGUGUGUAUUUGGAGUUGAGUCUGGUAAAUUCUUGGGGUUCAUGGUAAAUCAUCGAGGGAUCGAAGCUAACCCUGCAAAAAUCAAGGCAUUACUUGAUAUGAAGUCUCCUCAGAAUGUUAGGCAGGUUCAGAGCUUGACAGGAAGGAUAGCGGCAUUGAAUAGAUUUGUGUCCAAGUCCUCAGAUAGAUGCAAGGAGUUCUUUAAGGCUAUCAAAGAUGCAGGAAAGACGUUCGUAUGGACAGAUGAGUGUGAGGGGGCCUUCCAGCAGAUAAAGGAGCAAUUGCGGAAGCCGCCUCUCUUGGCCAAACCCAUAGAGGGAGAAACGUUGAUCUUAUACCUGGCUGUUUCAAGAUACUCGGUCAGUGCUGUCCUUGUAAAGGAGGAAAAGGAUGUUCAGCUCCCGGUAUAUUAUGUUAGCAAGAGAUUACAGGAUGCGGAGACGAGAUACACCAGCAUGGAAAAGUUGGUAUAUUCAUUGAUCUUAGCAGCAAGGAAGCUUCGUCCAUAUUUUCAGGCACACAAGAUAGAGGUAAGAACCUCUUAUCCUCUACGUCAGAUUAUGCAUAAGCCUGAAGCCACGGGAAGACUCAUGAAGUGGGCUGUUGAGUUGGGACAGUUUGACUUAGAUUAUAAGCCUAGGGUUACUAUCAAGGGUCAAGCCCUGGCUGAUUUCUUGUUAGAAUUUGAAGAUGAUGCUCAGGAGUGGGCAAUAGUACCAUAUAGUCCAGUUGUUGAACCCAUUGAGGGUCUUUUGAUAGAGGAUGAUGCAUGGUGGAAUUUGCAUGUCGAUGGAGCUGUCAACUCAGAUGGAGCUGGAGUGGGGAUAGUUUUGGUUAGUCCCGGGGGGUGUCGAUUGUUAAGUGCCAUCCACCUAGGGUUCCCCGCAACCAAUAAUGAUGCAGAAUAUGAAGCUUUGAUCAAUGGUCUAGCCCUAGCCGUGGAAAUGAAGGCUAGGAACCUUAUUGUGUACAGUGAUUCAAUGUUGGUGGUCCACCAGGUAAAUGGGGGGUUCUUAGCUCGAGGUUGGAGGACGAACUUAUACAUGACCCAUACGCAAGAGUUGAUGAAGAGGUUCAAAGAGGUACAUUUGGAAAAGGUUCCUCGCGAGAAAAAUGAAGGUGCUGAUGCAUUGGCCAAGGCCAGUUCUAGAAGGGACACCAAGUUAUUAGGAACUAUCCAAUUCUGUGUUCAGGAGAAGCCAAGUGUGUCAGAAGCACAGAAGGUCACCCGGUUCAGAGAAGAUCUGAUGGAGGUAGAAGAUGAAGUUGUGGAUACUUGGAUGACUCAUAUACUUAGGUUCAUCCAGGAAGGUCAGCUCCCGGAAAGUGUAAAGGAAGCCAGAAGUCUCAGAUACAAAGCAGCGAGAUUUGUAAUAUAUGAUGGUGUCUUGUACAAGAGAGGGUUCAACCAGCCGCUGCUAAAGUGUAUUGCAGGGGAAGAGUGCAAUUAUAUCUUAAGGGAAGUGCAUGAAGGAAUAUGCGGCAAUCACUCGGGGGGUAGUUCACUUGCACUGAAGAUCCUUAGGCAAGGAUACUACUGGCCAACUAUGAGGAGUGAAGCAAGCAAGUUCGUGCAGGCAUGUGACAAGUGCCAGCGAUUUGCCACAUAUUCAUCUCGUCCUGCAGCAAGUCUGACUCCGUUACUCAGUCCAUGGCCAUUCGCUUUGUGGGGGAUAGAUCUCAUUGGAGAGCUUCCAAAAGCUAAAGGAGGAGUCAGGUAUGCAGUAGUGGCAGUAGAUUACUUUACAAAAUGGGCCGAGGCCGCGCCUCUAGCAACCAUUACUGCUAAGAAGAUAACAAGUUUUGUAUUCAAUUCAAUCGUGUGCAGAUUUGGUAUCCCGUACAAAUUGAUAUCUGACAAUGGGAAACAGUUCGACAGCAAAGAGUUGAAGAAAUUGUGUGAUGACCUGAAUAUAAGGAGAAACUUCGCAGCCGUGUACCAUCCACAAAGCAAUGGACAGACUGAAGAAAUUAACAAGAUCAUCAAACACACGCUGAAGGCCAAGUUGGAAGAGAAGAAAGGUGAGUGGCCAGAGGAGCUUCCAAUGGUACUAUGGUCAUACAACACUACGCCAAGGACAACCACUGGGGAGUCGCCGUUCAUGUUGACCUAUGGCUGUGAAGCAAUGGUUCCAGUAGAGGUUCCUUCAGAAGAGACCACUUCCAGGAAAAGGGCAAUGUUGUCAACCAGAGGCUACAUCUAG
Molecule: messenger RNA, 4599 nt
Organism: Daucus carota subsp. sativus
Lineage: Eukaryota; Viridiplantae; Streptophyta; Magnoliopsida; Apiales; Apiaceae
Exons: 2
Coding region: 1-4599 (1532 amino acids)
Biological process (GO): DNA integration
Molecular function (GO): RNA-DNA hybrid ribonuclease activity; nucleic acid binding
Source: RefSeq, a predicted model, not a curated record